Theileria parva strain Muguga is the source of this 1074-nucleotide messenger RNA. RefSeq names its product WD domain G-beta repeat protein (gene BUB3.2). The transcript has 5 exons. Gene Ontology annotation, biological process: mitotic spindle assembly checkpoint signaling. Gene Ontology annotation, molecular function: ubiquitin binding. Bases 49 to 1050 code for a protein of 333 amino acids. The record is from RefSeq and is a predicted model, not a curated record. Gene Ontology annotation, cellular component: mitotic checkpoint complex; kinetochore; bub1-bub3 complex. NCBI's taxonomy places the organism in Eukaryota, Apicomplexa, Aconoidasida, Piroplasmida, Theileriidae.
CCGAACUAAUUUUUUUAACCAGAUUUUACAUUUUUAUGUAUUAUUUAAAUGGAUUCAUUUGAAACUUUCGAGUCGCCGCCCAGAGAUGUGGUCACUAAGGUUCUCUUCGGCAACAAGACUAACCUUCUCGCUAUAUCAUCCUGGGACCAGACUGUUAAAUUUUAUGAUGCUGACCAACCUAAUAAAAAUCGCUUAUUGUUCAACCUAGACUGGGAAUCCACAGUUCUCGACUUUGUUUUCUUCGAAAAUGAUAAAAAAAUGGCUCUAGCUGAUUUGAACAAGAAUGUUAGUCUAUUGGAUGUUGAAACUAAAAAUUACUUCACUGUUGGACUCCACAACGGCCCUGUCAGAUGUGUUCGAUAUCACGAACCUACAAAUACAUUGAUUACUGGAGGAUGGGAUAAAAAGGUGAGGGUAUUUGACUUGAGAAGUUCGAACUUGAAACCAGUCGUCGACGUUGAUAUUUACGGGAAAACCUAUUGCAUGGACUUGGCUAGAAACUUUCUGGUAGUUGGUGAUUCUAUGAAAAGGGUUUAUGUGUAUGAUUUAACUAGUGGAUUCACUGGGCUCGCAAACCCCGAGACUAAAGACGGGGUUUUGAAGUUCCAAUAUCGGUUUCUAAAGUGUUUUCCAGACGCCACUGGAUAUGUACUAAGCUCAAUUGAGGGCAGAGUAGCCUGGGAAUAUUUUCCUAGGUUUCUGGAAUCUGAAUCGCAGCAAUACGCCUUUAAAUGUCAUCGUAAUAAGACUCCUAACGACUCUGACGUCGCUUUCCCCGUAAACUGCAUUGAUUUUCACCCCAAAUUCGGAACUUUUGUCACUGGUGGAGGUGAUGGUCUUUUAUGUGGCUGGGACGGCAUUUCUCGAAAACGUCUUUGGAAGAGCAGUAAGUUUAACGGCACUGUUGCCUCCGUGAGUUUCAACCAUUCCGGAGAAAAACUUGCUAUUGCCGUUUCAGACGUCUUUCAGCUUAAUCCUCAUCAAUCUCAGUCUCCAAGUUUACACCUGAAACAUUUAAAGGACGAGUUUAAACCUCGUAAUAGACACUAAAAUUUUAUAAAUUUCUAAACUGUC